This is a messenger RNA of Cyprinus carpio (common carp), 2025 nucleotides long. RefSeq lists its product as uncharacterized. The record is from RefSeq and is a predicted model, not a curated record. Lineage: Eukaryota; Metazoa; Chordata; Actinopteri; Cypriniformes; Cyprinidae.
AGAAUAAAACACGAGGAACCAGAAACCUGCAGAAUAAAACACGAGGAACAAGGAGGCAUGAUGAAAAUGAAAGAAGAAAGACAAGAUCUGAAUGAGGUGGAGGAGAAAUAUCAGCAUCAGAAAGAUCAUGAUGUCAAUGGAGAAAAAUCUGUGAGUUGCAGCAUUAAAAAAAAAGAAGUCAAAAAGCCUUUCAGCUGCUCUCAGUGUGGAAAGAGUUUCAUAUGUAAGAGAAAUCUUAAGGAUCACAUGUUAAUUCAUGCUGGAAUAAAGCCUUUCAGCUGCUCUCAGUGUGGAAAGUGUUUUACACAGAAAGCAAGCCUUAAGAAGCACUUGUUAAUUCAUGCUGGAAUAAAAGCUUUCAGCUGCUCUCAGUGUGGAAAGUGUUUUACACAGAAAGCAAGCCUUAAGAAGCACAUGGUAAUUCAUACUGGCAUAAAGCCUUUCACCUGCGCUCAGUGUGGAAAGAGUUUUACACAGAAAACAAGCUUAAAGAAUCACAUGUUAAUUCAUGCUGGAAUAAAGUAUUUCAUCUGCCCUCAGUGUGGUAAGAGUUUUACAAGGAAAGGACAACUUAAUGGUCAUUUGGUAACUCACUCUUCAGAGAAACCUUUCCGCUGCUCUCAGUGUGGAAAGAGUUUUACACAGAAAGCAACCUUAAAGGAUCACAUGUUAAUUCAUACUGGGAUAAAGUCUUUCAGCUGCUCUCAGUGCGGAAACACUUUCAGACAUAAAGCAAGCCUUAAGGAUCACAUGUUAAUUCAUACUGGAAUAAAGCCUUUCAGCUGCUCUCAGUGUGGAAAGACUUUUACACAUAAAUUAAGCCUUAAGAGGCACAUGUUAAUUCAUACUGGAAUAAAGCCUUUCAGCUGCUCUCAGUGUGGAAAGACUUUUACACAGAAAGGACAACUUAAUAUUCAUUUGGUAACUCACUCUUCAGAAAAGCCUUUCAGCUGCUCUCAGUGUGGAAAGAGUUUUGCACAUAAAUCAAACCUUAAGAGGCACAUGUUAAUUCAUACUGGGUAAAAGCCUUUCACCUGCUCUGUUUAGAAAGACUUUUACACAGAAAGGACACUGCAAGGUUCAUUUGGUAACUCAAUCUUCAUAAAAGCCUUUCAACAUAAAGGGAUCAUUACGUCUUUGGCAGACGACACAAUGACACUAUGAACACGGUCCGUGUCACUAGUUAAAAUUGCUUAUUUCUCUGGAUUUAAACAUUCUUUGAAUCAUUUGGGAUAAUGUAAGCACACAAGUCAGCAAAAUCUAUAACACUGGUCUAGUUGUUUUGGGGUAUUUUAAUAAAAAAAACGUACAUAUUGUGCAUUUAAUGUUUCUAAAAACUAAGGAGAUGACUAUUGAUUUUAACUCUAGGAGGAAAUCUAUUUAGUAUAAGCAAACAAGCAUUAAUGGAGUAGGUAUUGAGAGUGUUUAACAGUACAAGUAUUUGGGUACUGUUUUGGAUAACAAAUUGUAAUUUUCUCCCAAUACUGAGGUUUUGUGUAAGAGGGGGCAGCAAAGAUUGUAUUGCUUGCGGAAACUAAGGUCAUUUAAUGUGACAAAACAUUGAUGUGCAUGUUCUACAGAUCCUAUAUUGAGUUACUGUUAUCUUUUUUCACUAGUGUGCUUGUUUAAUUCUCUAAAUGUGAAAAACAAGAAUUGUCUUGAGAUGAUUGUUAACCAGGGAAGUAAAAUAACGGGGAGGAAGCAUAUGACUACGGUUCAGUUAUAUCAUAUACAAGUUUUGGGUAAAGCCCAGAGCAUUUUGUUAGAUGAUUCCCACCCUAUGUAUCACAAGUUCCACCUUCUCCCUUCUGGCAUUCGUUAUAGACCCCCUAUUAGUAAAACAAAUCGGUUUAGACAUUCAUUUAUCCCCUCAGUGGUAAAGUUUUUAAAUUUAAGGUAAGAACUUUUUAGGAAGGAAAUGGAUUGUGUUUUUUGUAUUGUGCUUUUGUUGUUUAUGUUAAAUGUUUGAUUGCUGCAACCAAAUUGCCUUCAGGAAAUAAAUAAAAUGAACUGAACUGAACCUGC